AUGUCAGAAGAUUCAGAAAAGGAGGACUAUUCAGACAGAACCAUCAGUGAUGAAGAUGAAUCAGAUGAGGAUACAUUCAUGAAAUUUGUACAUGAAGAUAUUCGUCAGUGUACACUAUUAACAGCUGACUCUUUUGGUGACCCAUUCUUCCCUCGGACCACACAAAUACUCUUGGAAUAUCAGCUGGGGAGAUGGGUGCCACGCCUUCGUGAACCACGGGAUUUAUAUGGUGUCUCUUCUUCUGGGCCCCUGAGCCCAACACGGUGGCCAUACCACUGUGAGGUCAUUGAUGAAAAAGUCCAGCAUAUUGAUUGGACUCCUUUCUAUCCUGAGCCAGUAUAUAUCCCAACAGGUCUAGAAAUGGAACCGCUUUAUUCAAACUCUAAGGAAGAUACUGUGGUUUAUCUGGCUGAAGAUGCUUAUAAAGAGCCCUGUUUUGUGUAUUCCCGAGUUGGAGGCAACCGAACACCCUUGAAGCCACCUGUGGACAACUGUGACAACACUUUGAUGUUUGAAGCAAGGUUUGAGAGUGGUAAUCUACAGAAGGUAGUCAAAGUGGCAGAAUAUGAAUACCAGUUGACUGUGCGCCCUGAUCUCUUCACAAACAAACACACCCAGUGGUACUAUUUCCAAGUCACUAAUACCCAAGCAGAAACUGCCUACAGAUUCACUAUUGUCAACUUCACCAAGCCCAGUAGUCUUUAUAAUCGGGGUAUGCGCCCACUGUUCUAUUCUGACAAAGAGGCCAAGGCCCAUAACAUUGGCUGGCAGAGAAUAGGAGACCAAAUCAGGUAUUACAGGAAUAACCUGGGGCAGGAAGGCCGCCACUUUUUCUCCCUUACGUGGACCUUUCAGUUUCCACACAACAAGGAUACCUGCUACUUUGCUCACUGCUAUCCAUACACUUACACCAACCUGCAAGAAUACCUUUCUGGCAUCAAUAACGACCCGGUACGGUCAAAGUUUUGUAAAAUUCGAGUCUUGUGCCACACGCUUGCCAGGAACAUGGUGUACGUGUUAACGAUCACUACGCCCUUGAAGAACUCUGACUCCAGAAAGAGGAAGGCCGUGAUUUUGACUGCAAGGGUCCAUCCGGGAGAGACCAACAGCUCUUGGAUCAUGAAAGGCUUCCUAGAUUAUAUUUUAGGAGACUCAAGUGAUGCACAGUUGCUUCGGGACACUUUCAUCUUCAAGGUGGUACCCAUGCUGAAUCCAGAUGGUGUGAUUGUGGGAAAUUACCGGUGUUCCUUAGCUGGACGAGACCUCAACCGCAAUUACACAUCCCUCCUGAAGGACUCUUUUCCUUCUGUUUGGUAUACACGGAACAUGGUCCAUAGGUUGAUGGAGAAACGAGAGGUUAUUUUGUAUUGUGAUCUCCAUGGACACAGCAGGAAAGAGAACAUCUUCAUGUAUGGUUGUGAUGGUAGCGACAGAUCCAAAGCAUUAUACCUACAGCAACGAAUCUUUCCAUUCAUGCUGAGUAAAAAUUGUCCAGAUAAAUUUUCAUUCCCAGCUUGCAAGUUUAAUAUUCAGAAGAGCAAGGAAGGAACAGGAAGGGUGGUAAUGUGGAAGAUGGGAAUCAGGAACAGCUUUACCAUGGAGGCCACCUUUUGUGGAUCUACUUUGGGUAAUAAACGAGGCACUCAUUUCAGCACAAAAGACUUGGAGUCAAUGGGCUACCAUUUUUGUGAUUCUCUCUUGGACUAUUGUGAUCCCGAUCGGAGCAAGUAUUAUCAGUGCCUGAAAGAACUAGAAGAAAUGGAAAAACAUAUGAGCUUGGAAAAAUCCUAUGAAGAUUCAGAUACUUCUCUAAUAGAAAUUACAUUGGAUCUAGAGUCUAGUAGCCGAGGCUCUGACAGUUCGGAAUCCAAUGACUCUCAGACAUAUCUUCUCAAGGUAACUUCUCAGAUAAAAACCAAGAAAAAAUGUCUGAAAACAAAAAAGGAAAGGAAUUCUACCAUGGCAAGCCACCAGAAUGCCAGAGAAGAGGUUUAUGGUAGAGAACAUGUACUGCAAAAACACAAAGAAUCAAAUUCUGAUGUGAAAGUUUGCUGUUUGAAAUUGAGAUCACAGAACCCAAUUUCUUUCAGCUCCCAAAGUAUGAUUCAGAGUCUUAGCAAAGACCAACGAAGAUAUUUUUUAGAAACCUGUGAGAGGCCAGUCCAGGAAAUAAUUCAGCCCCUGGGAAAUCGUUUGUAUGAAAACUGUUUCAGAGUGACAGCCUUGAAGUAUCCUAGGAGCCUACAAACAUCAAGUUGGAUUGAGAAGACAAGGAUACCAACAGAUCUGCAUCACACCUUAAGAAGCAAAGGUAAAGAAUGUACACCUUUCCAAAGUAAGAAGAGUGGCAUAAAUUGGACAGAUGAUGAAAAAAGAAUCUACAGGGAUAAAAGAAUAGCUCAAACUCAAGAAAUAUUGCAUUAUUUACUCCCUAUUGUGGAAACCCAAAAAACUGUGGAAACCACUCAGAUAAAACAGUUAUUCAAUUCAAGAAGCAACUUCCAAAUCCAACAUCAACUAAAGCCAGCUACUUGCAUAAAUGUAAAGAAAUACAACUCAUCUUGGACAGCAUCCCGAAAUCCUCCUUUUGUAGCCCGAAGGAAUCUUAGGACAGAUGCCUCACAAUGGUUCCAGCCUGUGCCCCAGAGGUCACUUGAAAGUUUGUCUCCUCUCAAAGGCACCAAGAAGAGGAAAAAACAUUCUCAGAUCUGGGCCACAAAGACUGAAGACAUGAAGCUUCUAAGCAGCAAAUGGGACACUACUCCCUCAAGCUUUGAAAUGGUUGCAAAUAUAAAAGAUCAGAGUCUUCAAGAUGAAGACCCCAACCUGCAGAACUCUAAGCAGAUAGUUCCUCAUCUAACCAAAAAUAAGGAUGAAAGACCACAUCAGAAUGACAGACAACUCACCUUCCAUCUGAGGUUUCAAAGGGAUAAUUAA
This is a messenger RNA of Sciurus carolinensis (gray squirrel), 2937 nucleotides long. It is a transcript of the gene Agbl3, whose product is annotated as AGBL carboxypeptidase 3. Lineage: Eukaryota; Metazoa; Chordata; Mammalia; Rodentia; Sciuridae. The record is from RefSeq and is a predicted model, not a curated record. Gene Ontology annotation, biological process: proteolysis. Gene Ontology annotation, molecular function: metallocarboxypeptidase activity; zinc ion binding.